Molecule: messenger RNA, 1833 nt
Organism: Microthlaspi erraticum
Lineage: Eukaryota; Viridiplantae; Streptophyta; Magnoliopsida; Brassicales; Brassicaceae
Source: the annotation of a GenBank genome assembly
AUGGACGAAGAUAAUUUAAGCGGAGGAAGAAGAAUCGGAACAGUCAAAGCCGCCAUUAACAUGUACGGACAAAAAGCUACUCGAAGCGUCUCUCCUCUGCUUGAUUCGCCAGAAGUUAAGUCAUCUCCUUCUGUUGCGGAGGACUUGCAUAAGUCAGGAAGAGAGCUUGGAAUCUACAGAGAAAGCAGAAGAGCUUCCGACUCUGUAAAGGCAAAAGCGGAAACCGAACUCUGCAAGGCCAAAAAGACGGUACAAGAGCUAACAUUGCUAAUAGAAGAGUCGAAUCGCAGGUUAAAGUCUUCGAAAGCUGUGAAGAAGUUAAAGAUUGAUGAUGGAAAUGGAAAAUACGCUCAAAUCAUGAGAGAGUUAGAGGAUGUGAAGCAAGAACUGAGUAAGGUUAAGCUUGAUUUAGCAUAUGUUUUGAGAGAGAAGAUUGUAGCAGAGAAGGAAGUGAUUGAGUUAGGGAUUAAGAUGGAAGAUGAUUUGAAGUUGCUUGAGAGUCUUAAAUUAGAGGUUGAUGUUGCGAACGAGGAACAUGUUUUGGUUGAAUUGGCAAAGAUCGAAGCUUUGAAAGAAUGUAAAGAGGUUGAAGAAGAGAGAGAUAGAGAAAGAAGAGAAGUGGUUGAUUCGUUGGAGAAACGGAAGAAGAGAAUGAAAGAAAUGGUGAAAGAGAUUGAAAGAUCUAAGGAGGUUGAGAGUGUGUUAGCAGAGACUUUAGCAGAUAUCGAAAUGUUGGAGACUCAGCUGAUGCUUGUGAAGGCGAUGGAGAGGAAGGUGCAGAGGAAUGAUAGCAUGUCGAGGUCCAAGAACCGUUCUUUCGAGAGAGGGAAAGACAAUUUGUCGGUUUUGAAAGAAGUUACAGAAGCAACGGAAGCGAAGAAGGAAGAGCUCGCUUCUGUUAACGCAGAGAUGUUUUGUUUAGUUCAAAUAAUGGAUGCGUUGAGGCAAGAGCUUGAGGAAGCCAAGCAAGAAACAGCUCGGUUCGAUAAGAUGAUACGUAAGGAUGAUGCGAUGAUCGAGAAGCUCAAUGCGAAGCUGCUUGUGGGGAAAGCGAGGUUGGAAUCUGUGUCUGCAGCUGAAGCAAGAAUCAGUUCUCUUGCUGAUAACCUAACUUGUUCGUUUGAGAAGCUAAAGAACGAUAGAGAAGCUGCAAAGAGAGAAGAGGUUAAGCUUAAAGAAGAAGCCGUGUUUGUCAAGAAAACGGAAUUAGGGUUUGGUGGGAAGGAGAAAGAGUUGGUUUUUAAGUUAGAUGAGCUUGAGAAAGCCAAGGAAGCAGAGGUUUUAGCUAUGGAGAAGCUUGAAAGAAUGGUGGAGAAGACAAUGGAAGCUAGAGAGAUGGAGUCUCAGAGGAGUUCGACGAUCACUAUCUCGAGAUUUGAGUACGAGUACUUGAGUGGAGGAGCUCGUGAUGCUGAAGAAACUGCAGAGAAGAAAGUGGAAGCGGCAAUGGCGUGGGUGGAAGCACUUAGGGCAAGCACUAAGGCGAUUGUGAUAAAGACUGAGACUUUGAAGAGAGAGAGUGGGAAAACGAUGGUGGAAGAAGAGAGGGAAUCGUUUAGGAUGCAGAGGUCGUUGUCGAUAAAGAGACUUGUGCAGAAUGAGAUUGAGAAGUAUAAAGAGGGAUCUGAAGAAGACAGGGGCUUGGUGAUGUCUCCUAAACCGGUGAGAAGAUCGGUUAGGUUGAGUGGGAAGUUUACUCCGGUUCAGGGAGGGAAGUCGAGAAGGUACUCAUCAGGGAACAGAGGGACUCCGAGUUACUUUGUGAUCAAGAAGAAGAAGAAAGUUCCCAACUUGGUGAAAUUCUUUAGCCGGAAGAGAGAUAAGAGCUCUUAG